Messenger RNA from Penicillium salamii, 774 nucleotides. Lineage: Eukaryota; Fungi; Ascomycota; Eurotiomycetes; Eurotiales; Aspergillaceae. The record is from the annotation of a GenBank genome assembly.
AUGGCCAAUACAAACCCACCCCAAUCUGCAUGCAGAUUGUCCACCCGCAUCUCAAUCCGAUGGCUCCCUGAGCCCCCUCAAGAAACCACAGAUACAAUCGUCAUGUCCGUGAAGGACUGGUAUCUGGAUCUUCGAAUGGAAAAGGAGACCGGGAAUAUCGACUGGGCACUCGCAGGGCAACGGAUUGUCGAGAGUCAAGAACCGCUGCGGGUCUCAUUUUCUCAUGAGCUUGACUCCCAGAACUCUUUCGAGAGUGCUGACUGUGGCACUUUUGUGUCCUUACCUAAUGGGGAUGAUCUGGAAACUGGGAUCAUGCCCCGUCCCGGUGUUCCCGGGUCACCCGAUACUGAGUACGAGGAGGUGUGGCGGGAGCUGCCAUUUAAAAUUGGUCCUGAAGGUCCUGCGAGAGGUCUUUCUUGGGUUCUUGAGUCGGAUGAUGGGAUUGUCCAGACGGGAGGCGAGCUCCCCGUUACUAAGACGUUCCUCGGUCGCAUUUGGGGAACAUAUUUAGCAUUGCGACAGGUUCAGACGCAUUCAAGGGAGGAGGAUUCGGAGGGAAACCUCGUCGCCAAGAAGUCGGGCUUGGAUGUUAGUGCUCGGAGAGAAGAAUGGGAUUCUGAAUGGAAAGAGAAGUAUACAGUCGGUGCGUCGGUGGGUGAUCUGCCUUCAAUAGUGGCUGGGUUUGAAGAAGAUCAAAACCGUUGGAGGGUUGGUGAAAAGGUUGAGGUGCAGGGACAGACAUAUGUGGUUCGAGCCUUUGAAGAGAUCUCAUGA